UGACUACAAUGGCAGGUUCCGCAUUGCUUGUGGUUGCAUUUGACUUUGGCACAACAUACAGUGGCUACGCUUUUUCGUUGCGGGACAAACCGUUAAACGUACAGACUAAUCAAGGAUGGAUCGCUGGAAGUGAUCAGCUUAUUUCUUUGAAAACACCAACAUGUGUCCUUCUCGAUCCAAAUGGGCAGUUCGACUCGUUUGGAUAUGAAGCAGAAAAUCACUUUGCUACCCUUGCCGAAGAUAAUGAGCACAUAGGCUGGCGUUUGUUUCGUAGAUUUAAAAUGAUUCUUCACAAGAAUGAGGAUCUAUCAAGAUCGACUACCGUUGAAGACAUAAACGGAAGAUCAAUGCAAGCAAUGACAAUCUUUACAAUGUCAAUAAAGUAUCUGAAACAACAUUUCACUACGACGAUCAACAAACAAAAGACCGGGAUAGUUGACACAGACAUACAGUAUGUUUUAACUGUACCUGCCAUAUGGAAUGAUAAUGCAAAGCAGUUCAUGCGCGAAGCAGCAGAAAAGGCUGGCAUAGAAAAGGCACGUCUAAAACUAUCUUAUGAACCAGAAGCAGCAUCUAUUUGGUGUCAGACAAUUACUACAGAUGUACAGGAGACAUGGUCUAAAGUAGGGAGACAAUACAUGGUGAUCGAUCUCGGAGGAGGUACUGCAGAUAUAUCAGUACAUGAGAAACAAAUCGAUGAAACAUUAAAGGAACUCCAUAAAGCAAGUGGUGGUCCAUGGGGAGGAAUAAUUGUUGACAACAACUAUUUAGAAUGGCUGACCAAGAUAUUCGGGAAUACCACAAUGCAAAAAUUUACAAGUAAGCAAAUGGAAGACUACUUUCAAAUGCUUAGGGAUUUCGAAAUAAAAAAGCGUUCUGUCACUCCCGAAUUAAAGGGGAAAUUUACAUUUAGACUGUUUUCAUCAAUAAAAGAGCUUUAUCAGGAGAGUAACAUGCCUCCAUUAGGGAAAAGAGUUGCCGAUCUUGGAUUGUCCGGAAUGGUUACAUUUUCUAGCGACAAAUUGAGAGUUGAUGUUUCUGUAGUUAAACAAUGGUUUGAAACUCCUAUCAAUAGCGUGAUUGAGCAUGUACAACAUAUUCUUGCAAAACAGAAUAUGCAAACAGUCGAAACAGUUCUUUUAGUUGGUGGAUUUGGCGAGUGUAAAUUAGUCCAAGACCUGAUACAGAGAGAAUUAAAGUCCAAGAAAAUCAUUAUCCCAGAAGAGGCAGGUCUUGUCGUUCUCAAAGGUGCAGUGCGGUUUGGACAUUAUCAGGAUACUGUACGUUCAAGAAUAAUGACCCACACUUACGGGAUGGCUACCUUUCAAAAUUUUGAUGAGCAAAAACAUAAAAAUGCAGAAGUAAAAUUCAUAAAUGGUAAGAAAAAGGCUUGCAAUGUCCUAAGAACAAUUAUACAGGCUGGAGAAGAGGUUAAUAUUGGAAAAUGUGUAUCUAAAGGUCCAUACACACCAACCGACCCUGACGAAACGACAAUUUGUGUAUACUGUACAGAAGAAAUGUAUCCCGAAUAUUCAACAGAUGUGGGUUGCAAACACAUUGGUACACUAAAAGUUGCACAUGCAAAUGGUUUAUCGAAAGACGAUAAUAGUCUGCAGGCUUCCUUCAUAUUUGGUGAUACCGAACUGCUUGUGAAAGCUGUAAAUAUCAAAACGAAGGAAGAAUUUUCAACGUAUAUGGACUGUCUGUAA
Molecule: messenger RNA, 1709 nt
Organism: Ruditapes philippinarum (Manila clam)
Lineage: Eukaryota; Metazoa; Mollusca; Bivalvia; Venerida; Veneridae
Product: heat shock 70 kDa protein 12B-like
Exons: 4
Coding region: 9-1709 (566 amino acids)
Molecular function (GO): ATP binding; ATP-dependent protein folding chaperone
Source: RefSeq, a predicted model, not a curated record